Molecule: messenger RNA, 700 nt
Organism: Guillardia theta CCMP2712
Lineage: Eukaryota; Cryptophyceae; Pyrenomonadales; Geminigeraceae
Exons: 2
Source: RefSeq, a predicted model, not a curated record
CUCAGGUGACAUGGCGCCAAAUCAUUCAUACCGCGGUUAGAUAGCGAUUUGUUAGAAGGGCCCGUAGAGCAGGAUAGUUAGGACAAACACAUUGGUCAUGAAUGGUGGACAUCACUGGGUGGAAAAUUUGGAUUGAGAAAGUCAGAUGGGUGACAAUUGAAAUCGAUGGGAUUUGAAGCACAAUGAUGGGAUGGACGACUAGAUGAUCAGAAAGGUGUCUGGGGAGCCUGACUGAUCAGAGGGGAAGCCUGACGAACAAGUGCAGUGCGGCACAGUCGAGUUCAGGUGGUGGAGGAGUGUUGAAGGUACUGACGAGGUUUCUAUGAAAGAGAGUGUGUAGGUAAAAGAUGGAUGGAGAAGGAUCUAGGAGCCUGAGCAAGAAGCAGCUUGGAGCAUGGAGGAGGAUCUGGAUGCAGGAGGAUCUGGGUGCAGGGAGGAGCUUGGAGCAUGGAAGAGGAGAUUGCGAUUCAGAAGGAUGCAGGGUGCAGCUAGCAUGGAGGAUGCAGGAAGCUUGAUGGAGGAUGCAGGAAGCUUGAUGGAGGAGAUUGGGAUCCAGGAAAGAGCAGGGAGCUUGGAGGAGGAGAGCGCGGUGGUGCAGCUUGGAGGAGGAGCAGGGAGAUGUUUAAAAAGGGGGUUCCCAGAGGAUGAAGGAUGAAGUGGAAAAGGAAGCUGAGAAUCUCGCUUAACUUCGUCAGGGAGG